Messenger RNA from Hippopotamus amphibius kiboko, 2764 nucleotides. It is a transcript of the gene B3GNT7, whose product is annotated as UDP-GlcNAc:betaGal beta-1,3-N-acetylglucosaminyltransferase 7. Gene Ontology annotation, cellular component: membrane. The transcript has 2 exons. The record is from RefSeq and is a predicted model, not a curated record. Gene Ontology annotation, molecular function: hexosyltransferase activity. The coding region runs from base 84 to 1289 and encodes 401 amino acids. NCBI's taxonomy places the organism in Eukaryota, Metazoa, Chordata, Mammalia, Artiodactyla, Hippopotamidae.
GUCCCGCCCGCCGUCCCCGAGUCGCGGUGCCCAGAGCUGCGAUCCGCGCGCCCCGCUCCGCCGCCGAGCUGGCCCGGGCCGCCAUGUCUCUGUGGAAGAGAACCGUCUACAAGAGUGUGUGCCUGUCCCUGGCCCUGCUUGUGGCCAUAACAGUAUUCCAGCGCAGUCUGACGCCCAGCCAGUUUCUGCAGGAGCCCCCGCCACCCACCCUCGGGCUGCAGAAGGCCAAGAAACCGAGUGGACACCUGAUGAACGCCGACAGCUUCUGGAAGAACCCAAAAGAUGUGGUCACUACCACACCCGUGGUUUCACGGAGACCCCAGGCCUGGGACGUGACCACCACUAACUGCUCAGCCAAUCUCAACUUGACCCACCAGCCCUGGUUCCAGGGCCUGGAACCACACUUCCAGCAGUUUCUGUUCUAUCGCCACUGCCGAUACUUCCCCAUGCUUCUGAACCAUCCAGAGAAGUGCAGCGGCGACGUCUACUUGCUGGUGGUUGUCAAGUCCGUCAUCACGCAGCACGACCGCCGCGAGGCCAUCCGCCAGACCUGGGGCCGCGAGCAGGUGUCGGCCGGCAGGGGCCGCGGCGCCGUGCGCACCCUCUUCCUGCUGGGCACAGCCUCCAAGCUGGAGGAGCGGGCCCACUACCAGCAACUGCUGGCCUACGAGGACCGCAUCUAUGGGGACAUCCUGCAGUGGGACUUCCUUGACAGCUUCUUCAACCUGACCCUCAAGGAGAUCCACUUCCUCAAGUGGCUCGACAUCUACUGCCCCAGCGUCCACUUCAUCUUCAAGGGAGACGACGACGUCUUCGUCAACCCCACCAACCUGCUGGAAUUUCUGGCUGACCGGCGGCCCCAGGAAGACCUCUUUGUGGGUGACGUCCUGCAGCAUGCGCGGCCCAUACGCAGGAAGGAUAACAAGUACUACAUCCCCGGGGUCCUGUACAGCCAGGCCAGCUACCCGCCCUACGCGGGCGGAGGGGGCUUCCUUAUGGCCGGCGGCCUGGCCCGCCGCCUGCACCAUGCCUGCGACACCCUGGAGCUCUACCCCAUCGACGACGUCUUCCUGGGCAUGUGCCUGGAGGUGCUGGGCGUGCGGCCCACGGCCCACGAGGGCUUCAAGACUUUCGGCAUCUCUCGGAACCGCAACAGCCGCAUGAACAAGGAGCCCUGCUUCUUCCGCUCCAUGCUCGUCGUGCACAAGCUGCUGCCCACUGAGCUGCUGGCCAUGUGGGGGCUGGUGCACGGCAACCUCACCUGCGCCCGCAAGCUCCAGGUGCUCUGACGCCGGCCAGGCCACCAGGAGAGACUAGGGCAUGUGCCCUUGAGCCCCGGGAGGCAUGAGGCCACAACGGCAAGGCCAGGGCACAGCCUUUGGUCCCCUGCGGGGAGGUGGAAGCGUGGGCCUUACAUGCCCCUGGGUGUGGUGGGGUGCAGGUAGCUGGAGCUGAGCCCUGGGAACAUCUGGAACUGCCCAGACUGGAGACGGUUCUCUGGGGAGCAAGGCCACUGGCCGCUGGCAGCCCUCCUAAGCUGGGUCUGUGGCCUGGCUCCCUCUGACUUGGUGGGAGGCCCUGGUGGCCUCUGAAGGAACCCUGUGCUCAGGUACCUGGACUAGACCUGCCCCUGGAUGGGUCUGUGGCUGCCCUCUCGUCUUCACAGAGAAGCUUCUCCUUCUCCUGUGAAAUGCCUCAGUCUCCCCAUGGGCCCAAGCAGCCCUUUCAGGAGAAGCUCAACCCUGUGCAGGCUCACAGGCCGCCCCCCCAGAGCCCCUGGGUCUCCUGGAGACCGAGCCUCAGAAGGCCCCCUGCACAACCCCACCCCCUGGCCCACCUGGGGUUUGGCUACUCAGUCUCUGCUCCCAGGUGGCUUCGCUCCUGGCUGCGUCCCGUGAUGCUCCCACCCGGCUCCUGUCUGUGUGGAAGCACGACCGGCUGCUCUGACUACCUCAGCGAUCCUCAGAACCUCUGGAUGCAGCCCCACCUCACCCCCUGACGCAGGGCCAGAGAGCAGUGCUCCGGCUCCGGCAGCCAUGGGGCCUCCCGACCAGCCCAAGCCGAGGGCCCUCCUGCAGCCCCGCCAGGCCUGGCUCCACAGCCGGAAACCAACCCGUUUGACCCUGGAAGUGGACAUUCCUCUAUUAAUGUGAAGUUUUAUUUAUGAAGAAUUUGGAGGGAGAAGGCGCCAGGCCUACAGAGAAGGUGGUUUUCUUCCCUUCCCUCUCCUCAUUUUAGCAAGACACUACCUGCCUCGGCCACUCUUGACCCCCCAGCCCCACCCCCUGCGCUGGGCAUCCCUGCGCCCAUCACAGCCCCCCCACCAGAGCCCUGCUCGACAUGCACGCUAGUUCUCCAGGGCCUAAGUAGACCAGCAUUUGCCCCCGUGAAGGGAUGGAGUGGCCCUCAUGGGCCGCCCCACUCAGGUUCAGUGUCCUUGGGGGUGGCUGCAGAAGGAUGCCACCUCGUAUUAGGGUCGAGUCACCUGGGAAAAGAUUGAGGGAUCAACUCUAUUUUCUCAAUAAAAGGGGACUGAUUUUUUUCUGGUAUGAAAGUUCCUGUGGCCAUUUCCAUAGAAGGGCCUGUCUGGGGCCAGGGUUGCUGGAGAUUUCUGAAGACACAGCUUGUUCCUUGUUCUUGGCUGGUGGGUACACAAGGACCCUUUGAGGACCUCAGAGGAGGUUCAGUGCCAGGAUGAAAGCAGAGUCAAAGACGCCCCUUGGGUGGCGGGGCGGGGUGCAAGAGAGACCUGUAGCUCAUAGAG